AUGCUCACUCCUUCGUCAUGGCCUUUCCCCUGUCCCUUCUCAGCAUCACUGUUGUCCUGGCCCGGAGCAUUCAGCGCCGCCGCCGCUGCCGCCGCUGCUGCCGCCGCCACUGCCACCGCCGCCGCCGCUGCCGCAGUGUCAACGCCGUCCCAGACCUCGACCGCUUCCGCGAUGAGUGACGACGUCGUGAUCAAAGCCAGCACCAGUCCGGUGAGUGUCAAGUCUGAUCAGCUCAGUCCGAACGCAAAGUCCGCCACCUCUAACGACAACUCCAGCGUCUACACGCCCAGCUCCAUCUCCAAUGAGGGUGACGAGAAGGAGGAUCAGGAAAACGCAGAACGUGAAAUCGUUGAGGCCCGCAGAAACGCAUGGCUUGAGAAAGCCCAAAACGACCUCGUCGCAGGAGCAUCGCCUUCUUUAAUUGGUGGAUUACAGUACGUUCCCGCUCGACACCCGUUUCUGAUGAACACCAGCAGUGCCAGUCUUCCGUCGUCUGACUCGGCGAUGAGCCUGAAGAUGUACCACCACAGAUCUCCGCAGAACAGCCGAAGCGAACCACCGCCGUCUACCAACUCAGUGAACUGGCGGACGACGUCGACGGUCGCAGCCUCUGCGGCUGCCCCUGAGGAACCGUCCAACGAGGACCUCAUCAAUUCGGCGGAACCGCAGGACCUGUCGCUUCGUACUUCACCUCAAACGCUGCAUCCCACUGAUGCCAAGGAACCGGUGGCCAGCUCAACUCCGGCAUCGAUGACCGAGCCAUCGUCUACCCCGCAGACUUCGUGGUCAUUCGAAGAACAGUUCAAACAGGUACAAUACGUACAAGUCGCACCUUCUGUAAUAACCUUACUCUUGCUACAAAGUGAUCGCGGGUGCACUGUCACGUCGUACGGUAAGCCUACUCAGAGCGUAGACGAAUAUGGCUAA
Molecule: messenger RNA, 927 nt
Organism: Soboliphyme baturini
Lineage: Eukaryota; Metazoa; Nematoda; Enoplea; Dioctophymatida; Soboliphymatidae
Source: the annotation of a GenBank genome assembly